Trichoderma aggressivum f. europaeum is the source of this 1842-nucleotide messenger RNA. RefSeq names its product transcriptional regulator family: Fungal Specific TF. Gene Ontology annotation, biological process: regulation of DNA-templated transcription. NCBI's taxonomy places the organism in Eukaryota, Fungi, Ascomycota, Sordariomycetes, Hypocreales, Hypocreaceae. The transcript has 4 exons. The coding region runs from base 1 to 1842 and encodes 613 amino acids. Gene Ontology annotation, molecular function: DNA-binding transcription factor activity, RNA polymerase II-specific; zinc ion binding. The record is from RefSeq and is a predicted model, not a curated record.
AUGACCUCGAAAAGGCCGCAAUGCUGGGAGUGUCAACGCCGCGAUUCGCCGUGCGACGGCAGGAUUCCGAUCUGCGGCAACUGCAGCGACGCCGGCAUGGUCUGUCCUGGCUACAACAACGCCAGGCCGCUCACGUGGCUGCCCACGGGCAAGGUAUCGCGGCUUCAAAAGGUCAGGAGCCGGGGCGCGGCGCCGGCCAAGCGCUUCAAGCAGAAGCCGAGCCCGGCCUUGACGACGGCGCGAGCAUCGUCGACGCCGGAACGGGGCGCUUCUUCUUCAGUGGCGAGCACGCCGCCGAGGGCGCGGAGGAGGAAGGGCAGCAGCGGCACUGACAGCAAUAUCAAGGACAGCAAUGGUAAAGCCAGCAGCAGCGUCAGCGACACCAACGGUCCCAAUACUAGCAGCAGCGGCAGCGAUCGGAGCAGCGAUGCCGGCACCAUCUCGGAGGCGUCUCCGGGCGGCUCGGCCUCGAGCAUCGUGGCGGCCACCAAGAAGGCAAGCAUCCGCAGCGACGAUGGCCGUCGUGAGGACCCAAACGGGGAUGGCUUGCUCAAAGAAAAGGACGCGAAGCUUCAGCUCGUUGCCAGCAGGACGCAAUCCAGCUCGGCUGGCAGUUCCAGUUCCAGGCAAAUCCAUGUGGCGCACAUCCCGCCAGAUCUGCGGCCAGAGCAGUGGGAUUUCGUAGAUGCCAUCCAAUACUAUAACAACCUGCUGCUGCCAAAGAUGCGAGCAAGGCAGAUUGUGCAGAAUCCCGCUUGGGGAGGCGAGCUGAGUGGUGAAGCUCUCCAGUCUCUCACGGACGCAAACCGCCACUGCAUUCUAGCCAUAGCCGUUGGGUACCGCAUCAUGUGCGUGUCCAUCAUCCACGGCUUGGAUCUGGAGCCGUCGACGUCGGGCCCGGCGUCUCACCUAUGGCAGGAAUUCUAUCGCCACAUCGGCAAAUCUAUCCGGGCCCUCAACGAUGAGAUUCAACAAAGCUACCCGGGCAACGUCUUCAACAUAUUCUCCAGCAUGGCCCACUUGAUGAGCGCAGAGGUUCUCGUCUCCAAUUCGUUGUCAUGGCGCCUUCACGCUGAUGGCUACCUUAUGCUGAUCAAGCAUUGCGGGGGUCUACGGAAGCUGAUGAAGUCUUCCACCACUCCGUUGUUGAUGCAGAGCUUCGUCAUUGGCAUCACCGUCUUCAACACCACCAGCCCUAGCCACUCGCAGAUGGUUGAUGCCUGCAACUUUGACGUUGACGAUGUCAUGGCCCUAUACGAAAUGGGCAGCACCCCGUUGUUUUACUGUCCCGCGCCCCUGUUUAGAGAAAUAUUCCUCAUCAACCGCCUCAGGCUAGAUGCCGCAGUUUCCGACGGCUCCUCCGAGCCUAGUCUCUGUGAUAUACUUGAGCGAGUCGACAUGUAUUCCGUGUCGCUCAUGAACGAAUCCCUAGACGAGACGAAAGCCAACGCUCUGCUCUUCAUCUCGCUGCUUUUCAAAGCCUCCGUGGCUGUUUUUUCCGCCCUAACAUUACCUUGUACCUCGCAGUGUUCGCCUUCCAAGCCAUGUGCAGAGCUACAAAAGCUUCACCGAGCCAAUCUCUUCCAUCUUCUCGACACCACGGCCGAAUUCCUCCCGCUCCUCGACCAUAUCCUGUGGCCAGUGGUAGUGGCUGGUACAGCCGCCGCGACAGGGACCGUCGAGAACCAGAUGCUGGUGGAAAUGUACCUGCUGAAUGGCGUGCGAGAUCCCUUUACCGGAGGCUGUACCGGCGCUGCGUUGGCGACAAUGAGGAAGUUUUGGGCCUCGGGGAAGACGGAGUGGGAUGAGUGCUUUGACCAGCCACAUGCGUGGAUGAUAUAA